Messenger RNA from Erpetoichthys calabaricus (reedfish), 1781 nucleotides. Its product is annotated as short transient receptor potential channel 2-like. The coding region runs from base 162 to 1781 and encodes 539 amino acids. Gene Ontology annotation, cellular component: cation channel complex; membrane. The record is from RefSeq and is a predicted model, not a curated record. Gene Ontology annotation, biological process: manganese ion transport; regulation of cytosolic calcium ion concentration; calcium ion transmembrane transport. Gene Ontology annotation, molecular function: store-operated calcium channel activity; inositol 1,4,5 trisphosphate binding. The transcript has 7 exons. NCBI's taxonomy places the organism in Eukaryota, Metazoa, Chordata, Cladistia, Polypteriformes, Polypteridae.
GCAUAUGUUUGAUUACUGUCUGAGGCAUACGUUUUUUUAGGAGCAUCAGCAGCGUUUAACUGAAGGAUCAUGGCAGAGCCAUGAGAAUGUGAAUUUAUUUUUCACAGACCUGAACAAAGACAAAAUUGUUUUGUACUUUCUGACUCGUCUGAAUAGGAAUCAUGGAGCAUCUCACUCAAGCACAAUGGCGGGAGAUUAUGAACAAAAAGAUGCACUUCCCGCCAACUCUAAUCGGUGCAAUUCAAGAUGGGAAUGCCGACCAGGCCUCCAAGCUGUUGCAGCCAAACGACGGUAUCUUGCGCCAGCUGGAUGACUCAGAAGAUCGGCAGUGGCGUGAAGCUUUAAAUCUUGCUAUCCGUUUGGGCAAUGAAGAAAUGUUUGACCUUCUGGUGCGUUGUGUCAAAUUUGAUUUCCGCCAAAUCCAUGAGGCCCUACUGGUGGCUGUGGACACUAACCAGCCUCGAGUAGUAAAGCGCCUUUUAGAUCGUCUGGAUCAGGAGAAGGGCAACAACAAAGUUGACAUCCGCUCAUUUUCACUGGCCUUCUUUGACCAAUCUAUUGAUAAUUCUCAUUUUGCCCCUGGUGUAACUCCACUCACAUUAGCCUGUCAGAAAGACCUUUACCAGAUUGUGGAAAUGCUGACCAAGAAAGGCCACAGUAUUCCCCGGCCUCACAAGAUCUCAUGCUCAUGCCUGGAGUGCCGCAAUGGUCGCCAAUAUGACUUGCUCAAGUUCUCACUGUCCAGAAUCAAUACCUACAGAGGCAUUGCCAGCCGUGCCUAUCUCUCUAUUGCCAGUGAGGAUUCCAUGCUAAGUGCCUUUCGACUCAGCAGAGAACUCAAAAGGCUGUCCAAGAAGGAACCUGAAUUUAAGCCACAGUACCUGGAACUGGAAAACCUUUGUCAAGAAUUUGCUGUGGAACUCUUAGGAAUGUGCCGCAAUCAAAGUGAAGUGACAACUGUUCUCAACAACUGUGGUGAGGAUAACGAUGAAGAGAUGGAUGAGCAUGGAUUUGACGAAGGCAUUCCAAACUUGGCACGGCUGAGAUUGGCAGUCACCCUAAACCAGAAACAGUUUGUGGCUCACCCCAUCUGCCAGCAAGUUCUGUCCUCUAUCUGGUGUGGCAAUCUGUCAGGGUGGCGUGGAAGCCACACCCUGUGGAAGCUGCUAGUUUCCGUGGGAAUUUUCAUUACGAUGCCUUUUCUCUGUCUGAUCUACUGGAUUGCACCCAAAUCCAAGGUUGGACAAAUCUUAAAAAUACCGGUAAUAAAAUUUCUGCUCCACUCAGCCUCCUACCUUUGGUUUCUUGUUAUUUUGCUUUUGGAAUCCAUCAUUAUGGAGAAAAAUCAAAGUACCUUUUCAACACGUGAUGAAGCCAUUUUGAAGAACUCUUUCCACAUGAUUUGGGUGUUGGGAUUUUUCUGGUUUGAAUGCAAGGAGGUGUGGAUUGAGGGUUUACGCAGCUACCUCUUUGACUGGUGGAAUUUCUUGGACAUAAUGACCCUCAGUAUGUACGUGGCAUCAUUCACUUUACGUGUCCUAGUCGUCCUCAAAGGAUAUUUCUUCUGCCAUGAUAAGAACACUGAACUUGAGUGCAAUUACUUCACUAAACUUGACCGACAAGAUUGGCGAACUGAAGACCCUCAGUUUAUUGCAGAGGUGCUUUUCGCUGUGACAAGCAUGCUGAGCUUCACACGACUGGCAUAUAUUUUGCCAGCACAUGAAUCUCUUGGAACAAUGCAAAUUUCUAUUGGAAAGAUGAUUGAUGACAUGAUGAGGUGA